Messenger RNA from Porites evermanni, 4050 nucleotides. The record is from the annotation of a GenBank genome assembly. Lineage: Eukaryota; Metazoa; Cnidaria; Anthozoa; Scleractinia; Poritidae.
GUAGCACUGAUUUCAGUACCACAGUGUUCUGGUUCAGCUCUCACCAUGGCGCAGUAUUUCGCUGUUUUCAUGAUUCUCUGUAUCUCUGAUGUUUCACUGGGAACAACCACCUCACCUCAGCAACAAAACACCGCAAAGUCAAAAGAUUUAUGCGAGGUAAGAAAUGCAUGAAGAUAAAAAGGAGUAAGCCUGUGAAUUAGGUACUCCCAAAGACCAUUUUACUACCGUAAAGUUCCGAAAGUGAUAUAAUGGGCACAUGGGCACUUCAAAAAAUUUAAUCGCAAAAAAAGUGAAAGGAAACAAGGCCAAUAAUUUAACCACCAUAUCAGAAAUGACCAAAUAUUUUUUACCCAAACGCGAACUUUCGAGUACUAGAAUCUCGCGUUCUAUUUAGAACUUCAAAAGUGGCGCUCUUACGACCUGACCACACGGACGUAAACACAUGCGCAGAAUAUUCACACUGGCGCGAGUGACUUCCGGUCAGAGUCGGUGACCUCAAAAACGUCGCGCGCGCGCGCGCGCUCUGAUUGGCCGAGUGGCGUGUUUCUCUGAGAGUGUGUAAACAUGGUUAUGACGUUAAGAUAUUUUGCUUUUCGCGCACACUUAUUACGCAGGCACGAAUUGAAGAAAAGUUUUCGAGUUGAAAACUCGACAAGUUUACUUUAUUUACCUAUUCCUUCGUCGGCUGAAACUAGAAAAAUCUUUACAAAGACUUUUUGUUUAAGACUUCGCGACUGGUAAGAACUUAUCUUUUAAUCAGUGCGAUAAUAAAGAGUUUUGAGUUUUUUGGGGGAAAGUUAAUUUAUAAAAGUAAUAGAAAACUUUUUCCUGUAUUUACAUAGCCAAAUAUAAUCACUCAGGGGUUGGGGGAAUUCCCGACAGCUAUGCAAACCCUCGACUUUGUCUCACGUCUGUCUCGAAUACUCCCAACCCCUCUCUGGCUAUUCAAACACGGGAAACGUUUUCUAUUGCUUAUAUGUUUCAAUUUCCAUUCACCACUUGCACAUCUACCAUAAUGCACCUUAUUCCCCACCCUUGCCCAGUUUUGCAUAACCUUUUCCCUGGGUAUUACAGCCGUUCCACGAGAAACUGAAAAACAAUGCUGAUGUAAAAAUUUGGGGGAUGGGGGGGGGGGGGGGGGGGGGAAAAAAGGGGGGGGAAAAAAAAAGGGUAAGAUAAAAAUUGGGGGGAGGGGGGGGGGGGGUUGGGGGCAAAUAAGGUGGGAGAUGUGCAAGUGGCGAAUAAACACCGUCACUGGGGCUUUUCCCUUAUGAACUUGAGGUACCUCCCCUCCUAUUCUCUAAGGGAAAAGCCCUAAGGACGAAGUUAAAUUUCCAUAGCACUUGUUGAAUAAGGGAGACUUUGUCUCUCUCUCUAAUACGUCCAUUCAAGGCUAGACCAAAACACUAACUGGAAGGAUCAUGGUAUUCAAGGUCUAUUGUGCCUCUCAAACAAGGGAGGCUGCAAUAAUCUUUGUCGUUUCGUGGUCUUUCUAUUUUAAUGUUAAUGGGGCAGGUUAUUAACCAGUUUUUACCUGGUUUCCACAUUAAAGUACAAUCCAUCUUUCCUUUCAGCGAUCUAUACUAGGUUUCCCUGGCAUUCCAGGAUCAAACGGCAUGCCGGGAAUGCCCGGUGUUCCGGGGCCGCAAGGACCUCAGGGAAGGGAAGGUGCAAAAGGACAAAACGGUGAUAAAGGAUCACAAGGAAUGCCGGGUCCACGAGGAGACAGAGGGCGCGAAGGGGCUUUCGGAAAGAGUGGACUGCCAGGAAUCAAGGGAAUAAAAGGUGAACAGGGACUUGUGGGGAUAAAAGGAGAGCGAGGCAUUGUGGGAAAUCAAGGAAGAAAAGGAAGCAAAGGAGAGAAAGGAGAAAGCGCCAAAGCAAGUCAAGCAAGUGCAGUACCACAAACCAACUGGAAACAAUGUGUGUGGAAAUCAGAAACCAACACUGAUAACGGGAAGAUCAAGGUAAGUGUGAUAAUCAUUGUUAGUUGAUGACCUAGACUUUCACCCAAGUAAACAGGGACUACCAUGACCUACCAUUCGUUUACUCUUGGUCACGUGACCAUGGCAAUUGGCAAUGUAUCUCGUGAUAUGUAUAACUUAGCGGUUUUAGACCCCGCUCGGGAUACAACAGCACGUGAUCAAAGCAAGGUGGAAAGUGGCAAGACAGAAGGCAUGAAAAAACCCUGCCAGUUUUUAUUUUUUGUGAAUUCUGAAUAAAACAACACAAACACGGGGCCUCAAGCUAAAAAAAUACGAUUUAGAGACACAUCAAGCCGGCUAUUGGAAGAAAGUAAUUUGUUAAUCAUUUCAUAAUUUAAGGGCAUAUCACCCCAAAUUUGUUAAAAAAUGGAAUAAAAAAUUAUAGAAAACUUGUAAUAAACGAUGCCACAGAUUGUUUUCAACUUUAGAUAAAUCUCAUUUUUUUACAGCCAUUUUUAAAUAUUUUUGCUCAACUUUUUAGGCUGUAGGCUGGGGGCAGUCUCUCAUAUUCCUUUGCAAAGCUUAUACUCCACGCGAAAACCAUGCACGCGAGCAGCGAGCUCCAUGCCGCAAGCCGCGAUAAGCAAGCGUAAGCCCAGGAAGAAACAAUAAUUCUAAUCCGGCUCCGCCUCGGGAAACAAAACUAACUGUUUCUCUCGGGACCAGUAAUUAAGUGUUUACUGUGGUCGCGGGCAUAAAUAUAUUUUGGGCCUGACUCAGACUCAUUUCAGCCCAAGUCGCAAGGCGAGGGUUAAAAUAGGACCCAGAAAAAGGGUCCCUCUCCAGAGAAUAGAGGUGUCCCUUCAAUAGAGGCAUUAGAUACAUAAAUUAUGUAAGCAUUUUUCCGGGACAAAAUUUUGUGUCCCCUGAAUGGAAGUGUCCCUUGAUUAGAGGUGUCGGAAAGGAGAGAUUCCACUGACCACUGUAGACGGCUUUUACAGUCUUUUUUAGGCUGUGCCAUUGUUGGCCUGGUGGAAGUGAUAGAGGCAUUCAUUUCUCCUGGAGACAUUGUUCUUCUUAAAGAGUCUUUUUCACUUCCCGUGAGGCAUUUGUGCAUUGUUUAUUUUGAUUUUAACGGACGAGCUGCGAUCUGUGGGGAGAAGAACAUUAUGCCGUCUCAUAAUGAGGAAUGAACGUAGUCGUUAAAUUUUUGCUAGUCAGUGCUCAUUUUGGUCCCAAAAAGCGGCUGCGUUGGAAUACUUGAGGAUAUUUUUUUGCAAAUAAGACCUUUAGCGACAGGUUUUUCCUGACCACGAGACCAAGGUUUUUGCGGCCCCCUUUGCAGUUUGCAGCUCACGUUUGAACGGCAGGAAGGGCUUCCAGCGGUAAGUGGCUUACGGCAAGGUUUUUUGCGACUAAAAAUUGUGCAGCCUCACUUUUAAAGGCACGAAGUAGCUUUCUUUAUCCGUCUGCCAUGUGUUAGUUGGAGUUUUGAAUUCGAAUAAAGAAUUAUUGCUGUUUUUAUGCGUUUAAAGUGAUGCACUUCGACUUGACGAAAACAACAUGGCAACACUCAACAAUGAACGCCUUGCUGAUAUUUGAAAUCUCGGCAAUGUGAAACUGCAACGCAUAACUGUGAACUGCGGUUUGCGGUUUCCCAUGAAGAACAUGAGUUUAACUUUCGAAGAAAUCUACUAGACCACUUAUCAAUCAUUACACAGUUACUCGUCGCCUUAAUUCAGCAGUAUGUUCGAUUUUAUUCCAGGAUUGUGCAUUCAACAAACUGCAGUCUUCUUCAGCGCUCAAAGUCUCAUUCCAGGGAAACACAAGAAUCGAAAAUCAUGGCAAAUGUAAUAGGUGGUAUUUCAAGUUCAACGGCAAAGAGUGCAGUGGACCAAUGACAAUAGAGGCUGCCUUGUACAGCUCCUGGCCAUCUGGGAAUAUUGGUAAUCAGCUGUACCAUCGGUCAUUUGAGGGGUACUGUGAGAACAUCCCACAAGGCGCAGUUAGAGUAGAAUUGUGGGUAGGGCGGUGCAAUAGUGGUCACGCCCAGGGUGAUUCUUACACUGGGUGGGGCUCAGUGUCCCGUAUAAUGAUUGAAGAAGUAUCUAGGCCCCAGUCCUAA